GUGUGUGAGACACAGAGAAAGCGAGGGACUGAAAUCGAUACGUCCAGCCCAGCGCUGCCGUGUGUGUGCAGCACUCCUGCCUGCUACCUGGCGCGGGGCGAAGGAGUGAGUGUCCAGCCCCGCGCCCCCUGGUGCUGCCCGGCUCCGCGUCCACGCAGCAGCCCGUGGGGCGUUUCGGGGCCCGCGUCCGGCAGCUCGGCCGGAGCAGGCAGUGAUUAAACUGCCGGCAAUCUGUCUGCAUCCACAGCUCCUCCCUCCCCGCCCUUCCCACCGUGGCUUUCUGCCUCCCCUGGCAGCCGCGGGAGGCAAGUCGGAGCAGCCCGGCGAGGCAGGAGCCGGGGGCUGGCGCGAGCAGCUGGUGGCCGGUGCCCGGGCAGCUGUGCCGCAUCCGCGCCGCGGGCUCGCUCCGGGGGCGCCGGCAGGACCCCUCUCGCCGCCAAGUGCCUCUUCUCUAGCCCGGAGGUCUGCGAGGAAGGGAAUUUUAAACUCAUUUUUGAAGAUGGGGCAUAAAAUCAUAUGAAGGUCAUGAUUUGCAAGAGGUGAUUCACUGGAGGAGAAUACUGAAUACAACAAGAUACUGAUUCACUGACAAAGGCUGUUUCCAGCUAUGUAAUGUUUUUCGAUCACAUGACAUGGAAAUUGACCAGUGCUUGCUGGAGUCCCUCCCUUUGGGCCAACGUCAGCGGCUGGUGAAGCGGAUGCGCUGUGAUCAAAUAAAGGCAUAUUAUGAACGAGAAAAAGCGUCGCAAAAGCAGGAUGGAUAUGUGAAAAAGCUGAAACAUGGAAAAAAACAUCGAGUCCAUUUCAACCUUGCUGACAUGAUACAGGAUGCAGUCAUACGUCACGAUGACAAAGAAGUGCUACGGUUACUAAAGGAUGGUGCCGACCCUCACACACACAUUUCCUCAGGAGGCUCCUUGCUCCAUCUGUGUGCCCGUUAUGAUAAUGUCUUUGCUGCUGAAAUUCUAAUUGAGAGAGGAGUAAAUGUAAAUCAUCAGGAUGAGGAUUUUUGGACAUCAAUGCAUGUAGCCUGCGCAUGUGAUAAUCCUGAUAUUGUCCUACUACUUCUGCUAGCUGGGGCAAAUGUGCUGCUACAGGAUGUCAAUGGAAACAUUGCACUUGAUUAUGCCAUGGAAGGGACAGAAUCCAGCUGCAUACUUCUGACCUACCUGGAAGAAAAUGGUGUUGAUCUGAACUCUCUGCGGCAGAUGAAAAGUCAGAGGCCUAUGACAAUGCUCACAGACAUUAGACAACUCAUAGGAAAUGGUGGGAGUGUGAAUCAGAAGAAUGAUGAAGGAGUAACACUGCUACACAUGGCCUGUGCAAAUGGAUACAAGGACGUGGUAUCCUUGAUACUGGAUCAUGGAGCUGAUCUCAAUGUAGUGGAUAAUCAGUACUGGACCCCUCUGCAUUUAGCUGCAAAAUAUGGGCAGACAAACCUCGUGAAAUUGCUUUUGACGCAUUGGGCCAACCCCCAUCUUCUCAACUGCAGUAAUGAAAGGCCUUCAGAUCUUGCAGCUUCUGAAUUUAUUGAGGAAAUGCUUCUGAAAGCUGAAACUAUUUGGGAGUUAAAAAUGAAAGACCCUUCAACUGUUUCUACUUUAUCACAAGAGGAGCCCUAUGAAGAGAUCAUCCAUGAGCUUCCUGCACUUUCUAAUAAGCUCAAUCCUCUGGCUAUACCGAUUGCCAAACAAGACAGUUUGCUGGAGAAAGACACCAUGUUCAAAGAUGCAACAAAAGGUUUAUGCAAGCAGCAGUCUCAAGACAAUGCAUCAGACAGUGUCCUAGUAAAUGGUACGACCAAACUUGAACAGGUCAAGUUAAUGCCUCCAGCACCAAAUGAUGACCUGGCUACUCUGAGUGAGCUAACAGACAGCAGCCUGCUCUAUGAGAUUCAGAAGCGUUUCAAUAAUAAUCAAAUAUAUACAUACAUUGGAGAUAUACUGCUGCUUGUUAACCCUUUUAAAGAACUCCCAAUUUAUUCCACUAUGGUCACACAACUUUACCUAAGCAACUCUGGCAAAUUGUGUUCAUCACUUCCUCCACAUAUAUUUUCAUGUGCUGAAAGAGCAUACCACAUGGUGUUUCAGGAGCGACGUCCUCAAUGCUUUAUCUUGAGUGGAGAAAGUGGUUCUGGGAAAACUGAAGCCUGCAAACAAAUUGUGAAGCACCUAACGUGCAGAUCCAGUUCCAGCAGGUGUACCUUUGAUUCAAAGAUAAAACACGUAACCUGUAUCUUGGAAUGUUUUGGACAUGCUAAAACUGCCCUGAAUAAUUUGUCUAGCUGUUUUAUAAAAUACUUUGAGCUGCAGUUCUGUGAGAAGAAAAAAACACUGGCUGGAGCUAGAAUUUAUACAUACAUGCUGGAGAAGUCCCGUAUCAUUACACAACCUGUCAACCAGAGUAAUUUUCUUGUUUUCUACCUGAUGAUGGAUGGAUUGUCUGCUGAAGAAAAGUACACCCUGCACCUCAGUAAUUUGUCUGCACACAGGUAUCUAAAUCAAUCUGGAUCUGAGGAGAUAUCAGUAACAGUGAACACUCAGAAUAGAGAAAAAUUGUCUAUCCUAAAACAAGCUCUGAGUGCUUUGGGAUUCAAUAACCUGGAGGUGGAGAACCUGUUUGUAAUUCUCUCAGCAAUUCUGCAUCUUGGAGACAUUCGGUUUACUGCUUUGACAGACGCUGAGACAGCAUUUGUGUCAGACCUGCAGCUACUGGAACAAGUGGCAGGAAUGUUGCAGGUUUCACCAGAUGAAUUCACUUCUGCCUUAACAACUGAUGUUCAGUAUUUCAAAGGAGAUAUGAUCAUGAGGCGAUAUACUGUAGAGAUAGCAGAAUUUUACCGGGAUCUUUUAGCAAAGUCACUGUACAGUCGCUUAUUUAGUUUUUUAGUGAACACUGUCAACUACUACCUCCAGAAUCAAGAUGAGACCAGCAGUGAUCAAGUCCUUGAAAUUGGAAUAUUGGACAUUUUUGGAUUUGAGGAAUUUCAAAAGAAUACUUUUGAAGAGCUGUGUGUCAACAUGACCAAUGAGAAGAUACACCACUAUAUCAAUGAAGUACUUUUUCUACAAGAGCAAGCAGAAUGUGUACAAGAGGGAGUUACUAUGGAAACCACAUACUCUCCUGCUAACCACACAGCAGCCUUAGAUUUUUUCUUUCAGAAGCCAUCUGGUUUUCUGUCAAUGCUGGAUGAAGAAAGCCAAUCCAUUUGGUCCAUGGAACAGAGUCUUUCUAAACGCCUUCAGGCUUACUUGGAAACUUCAGACACUAAUGCUGUAUAUUCCUCCACAAAAGAUGGAAAUGGCAAUCUUGCACCAAAGGAUCAAGGCUCCAACUUCACCAUUAUGCAUUAUGCUGGCAGGGUGACUUAUGAAAUUGCUGGAGCAAUUGUGAAAAACAAAGAUUCCCUUUCACAAAAUCUCCUAUUUGUAAUGAAAACUAGUGAAAAUGUAGUCAUCAAUCAGUUGUUCCAGUCCAAACUGACACAGACAGGCUCCCUUGUCCCUCCAUAUCAUUCACUUAAAAUUAGAGGGUCCAAAGCAGCCUUGCUCAGUAAGAAACCUUCAAUAACCUACACAAGUGGAGAAGCAAAGAAAUACACAGAGCUGAGUAAGUUGUUGAAAAAGAAAGGUACUUCUACAUUUCUUCAGAGACUGGAACGAGGGGACCCAAUCACAGUGGCAACACAGCUCAGGAAAUCACUAGCAGAUAUUAUUGGGAAGCUUCAGAACUGUACGCUGCAUUCUGUUCAUUGUAUCAAACCCAAUAAUUCUAAACUGCCAGAUACUUUUGAUAAUUUUUAUGUGUCGGCUCAACUGCAGUAUAUUGGUGUCCUAGAGAUGGUGAAAAUCAUACGCCAUGGAUAUCCAAUACGCCUCUCUUUCACUGACUUCCUGUCAAGGUAUAAGGACUUGGCUGAUACAGCAGUGGGAGAGAAGAAGAAGCUGCCUGCCAAGGAGAAAUGUCGUCUUGUUCUUCAGCAGUGCAAAUUACAAGGCUGGCAGAUAGGAGUCCGAAAAGUGUUUCUAAAAUAUUGGCAAGCUGACCAUCUCAAUGAUUUGUGCCUUCAGCUGCAAAGGAAAAUUAUAACCUGCCAAAAAGUUGUAAGAGGAUUUCUAGCCCGCCAGCGCUUGCUGCAGAAGAUGAGCGUCAAACAGCAAGAGGUCACCUCAAUCAAAAGCUUCCUGCAAAAUGCAGAGGAUAUGGGACUGAAAGCGUACGAUGCUUUGGUCAUACAGAAUGCUUCUGACAUUGCUCGGGAAAAUGACCGACUUCGUAAUGAAAUGAAUUCUGCUUACAAUAGGGAAAAGUUAGAGACUAGUAAAAGGCAGGAGGAAGCCCCCAAAAGAGUUGAAGACAGGGGUGGGAAGGUCUCUGAGGACAAAUUUGUUGGCUGUCGAACGCCUAAGCAUUUUCAUUCCAGCUCCGUGCCUAUCCCCAUGGCAGUGGAUGGCUUGGUACAUUCUGUGGCUGGAUCAUCCAUCAGAUCCCCCUCCCUGCACUCUGUGUUCAGCAUGGAUGAUAGUAAUAGCCUGCCAUCACCAAGGAAACAGCCUCCUCCCAAACCAAAGAGGGACCCCAACACACGACUGAGUGCUUCGUAUGAGGCUGUUAGCGCUUGCUUGUCGGCAGCUUCUAAGGAAACUGCUAAUGAAGUAUUGAUGAGACCAAGACCACACAGUGAUGACUAUAGCACUAUGAAAAAGAUUCCUCCCAGGAAACCAAAAAGAAGUCCCAAUACAAAACUGAGCGGCUCUUAUGAAGAGAUAUCUGGUCAAAAGCCUGGGGAUAUGAAACAAUCAAGCCCAGUAACUAAAACAGGUGGUCAUGACAUUGUAACAAUACAAAGAGCAGCGUCUGCUGAUGGGCCCCAUCACAGCAUGUUGAGCUUGUAUAUGUCACAGGAAGAGGAGGAAAAUGAACCAGUAUAUAUUGAAAUGGUAGGAAAUGCUAUGAAAAAUAAUUCCACUGAAGCAGAAAGCCCAGACCAAGGCGAAUCUGUUUAUGAAGAAAUGAAAUAUUUUUUACCAGAAGAAAGUAGCAAUGGUAACGGAAUCGUUCCCAUAGUAACUGGAUCUCCUCCACUGUUGUUUGAGAGCAAAAAAGCUGGAACAAUUGAAGAACUUGAUGCAAACAGCCAAGCUGCCUCAAGCUAUAAAGACCCUUGUGACAUUCCAGCCCCCUUCCCAAAUUUGCUUCCACAUAGGCCACCGCUACUUGUUUUCCCUCCAACCCCUGUAACAUGUUCUCCUGCUUCUGAUGAAUCACCUCUAACUCCUCUAGAAGUGAAAAAGCUUCCUGUCCUGGAAACUAAUCUAAAAUACCCUGUACAAUCAGAGGGCUCAAGCCCGCUAUCCCCACAAUAUUCCAAAAACCAGAAAGGGGAGAAUGAAAGGCCAGCAUCCCCUGGUUUGUCUGUAUUUAAUGUUUCCAGCAAGGUGUCUCCUCCUUCAACUCCUCCUCCUCCUCUCCCUCCACCACCUCCUCCUAUGCCUCCAUCUGUUUCUUAUCGGGCUUCCACACAUUUUGCUUUCCCCCCAGAGACUUGUGCUACUUUUCUGGUUAAUACAGGGAAAACAGGAACAAACUCAGAUCUGUCAAAAGUACCUCAGAGACCAAAUCCUGUUCAAGUUGGAGGUUCAACUUCCCCAUUCGCUAAGCUGCCGUACUCCCCAGUGAAGGUCGCAAGAGCUGACCACGGGAAAUCAAACUCCAAUUCAUCAUCUCCACUUCCAUACAGUCCUACAAGCUCAAGACCUUUGACCAGUCCUCUUGACGAGUUAACUAGCUUGUUUAACUCAGGACGGAGCAUGCUUCGAAAGUCUGCAGUGGGAAGAAAGAUUAGAGAGCCUGAAGGUGUUGAAACAAAUCUGAACUUAGCAAGCAGGGAAGAUCCCCUCGCAUCAGAACCUGGGUUGGAAGCCCAAGAUAAAAAUGCAAACAACCAUGGAACUCAACCAUCUAAUCCACUGUCCUGUUCCAUAACUGCUGAAAAUGGAAAUUCAGUAUCAAAUGGUUUACCAGAGGAAAAUGAAUAUUCAAGACUGUCAGCCAGCAAUACAGCAAGUUCAUCAAUUCAAAGGCAUAGAGAGACCCACACUAGUCAGGUUAUCCAGCAUCUCAGGCUGUCAGACAAUGAGAGUGCUGCUCUGCAGGAACUCCUGGACUGGAGGCGAAAACUAUGUGAAGAGAGAGGGGACUGGCAAAAUAUUCUGCACAACACAGAGCAAAGAAUCACAGCCCCUCCCCCACCCCCUUGUAAAAAACCAACCCUGCUGAAGAAGACAGAAGAUACCUCCUGCAACAGACUGUCUUCGGGGAUAUGGGAUACCACAAUGUAAUUCAGAUGCAUUUGUCUGAGGACUGUGAAAAAUAAAACUAUCUAACAAUGUGAAUCAGCAAGUUUCCCUUUCUGCAGUGUGUUCAGGGUUUUCUACAAGUGUGUAUUUGGGAACACAGGAAGCAAGAGCUACAUAAAUCUGUUGUGUGUGUGUGUGGGUGGGUGGGUGUGUAUAUGUGUGCUCCUUCUUUUCUUUAUAUAUAUAUAUAUAUAUAUAUAUAAUAUAUAAAUAUCUAUAUAUAUAUAUAUAUAUAUAUAUAUAUAUGGAGACAAACUGCACUAUAAGCACAUAGCUUAAAAUACAUGAUAGUUAUGACUCUCCCAUGAACAAUGAACAAAUUCUAUGUUAGCUAAGUGAGGACUGGGAGAGAGUUUUAGCAAACAUUUUGGAGAGAUCAGGUGCAUUUCUGUGUAACUGUACAGCUGUUUUAUAUAGUAUAAUAAUAUGAUGUUUCUUGUAUCUCAAUGAUUGGUUUUAUUAUAUUACAUGUAUACAUAUAUGAUAUUUCUUUGUAGAUGUCUGUGUUUUAUUGGAAUUGCAAACACAAUUAUUAUUUACAUGUUUAUUACUGGUAUUUUAUAACUUUAUGCAAUUGGUGCUGUUGUUCUUUCUUCAGAAUACAGGUAAUAAAUACAGUACUGGUAUUUUUUCACAGUUUAUCUCUAAUAAUGUACCCAACACUGUCAAUUCAGUAUUGCAAUUCUACAGCUGGCGAUGUUGAUCUUAAAGUCAGAUUUUGAAAUGCAUAUAAAACUUGCAUUUGCAGGUGCUGUUUAAUGCUGUUCAUGUUUAAGAAUUAGAGAAGACCAUUUUUUGACUACAGCUCUCUUUCCGUAUGAGAGUCCUGUGAAUUCUUUUAAUUUCAUAUCAAAUCUUACUUCAUUCAGGAUUGUGUGAAAUAAUGAGGUAUUCAUUUAGAUGGUAAGAUCAAUUUAAAAUUCAUGGUUGAUUAUGCAUAAGGUCAGGUGUCAGUGGAAAGAUACAUAAUAGUAACGAGGUAUGAAAGUACUACUGUGAUUUACUAAUAUAAGCCACAAGGCCUCAUGGAGAUGGAUAUAUCAAAGGAUUAUGUCCCUAUAGUAAUACAGUGCAUGAUUCAUUUAUACCUUAGAUUUCAUGUAAUGAAAUGGUUUCAGAAAGUGGAGCAUUCUGGUUGGAGGCCAUAAGUUCUGAGCAAUGAUAUUAAUGUAUGUGAAUAGCAUGCUGCUAGAAAUGUGUUAGUGACUGUACAGCAGUCUCUGAAAUAUUACUUUGCCAAUAAAAAGGUAUAAUUUAUAUACACACACAUAUAUAUAAAGAUAUUUUGUCAGGGGCUGCUUGUUUUUAAGACUUUGUGGCAUCUAGAGCCAGUUGAGGCACUCUGCCUGCUAGUCUGCCUUUCAUUCCAUCAGGGAACCAGUACAUUGUAUUUUUUACAAUGUUUUUUUAGCUAGCAGUUAAAAAUGUAUGCUAUUAUAAAACUCAUUUCUAGCUGGAAGUUGUUUGAAAAACUCUUUUUAGAUUUAGGUGAAGAAAGGAAAAUGUUUUCUUUCAGCUUGAAGGAAGUUUCAAACCAGCUGAGAAGCAAAAUACAAUUUCAGUUGUGUUUGUUUAAGAAAAAAAGCUCUCUCAAACUUUGGCCUCAGACAGUGGUCAAACUGCCUUGUUCACUAGGCAGAAUUAAAUCUGCUCUAUUACGAAGGAUUCAAGCAUUCAAGAUAAACAAAGGAAGGUAGAGACUAUGGUUAAAGCAACCAACUUUUAGGGAACAAAAUCUAGGAUACUGUCCAUUCAAUGAACAAACCUCUGGAACCGGAAUACAGCUUCCAUGGGUAGAUCUAGGCUUUUGAAAAGGGGGAUGCAGAUAGUGUGGUGCAUCAUUGUAUAUAAUACAAUACAUAUUUUUCUCCUGGAAAAAUAUACUAGAAGCUUCACUAAUAUGCUAGGGCCCUAAAGCUGCAUUAUCCAGCUUAAGAUCAAAGCAAAAAAUAUAUAAAUAUUGGAAUGUGCAUUUUCUAUAUCAUGCAUUUUGUAUUAGAAAACAGAACAAACUAGGCAAAAAUAAUGAAAAAAAUGUUUAUUUAAUCCUGUCCUUAUAAAAUGUACAUCUCUUUCAGAUUCAUAAAACAAAAUCAAACCUUCUUGAGCAUCUUGACAGUACAUCCAAAAUGUCACUGAAAGUUGUGUUUUUAGCUAGAGUUAAGAACAACCUGCAGGGCUGUGAAAUGGGAGCUACAUUACUAGGAGGAACUAAGAGACAGCAGAAUUUCAGAGGAAAGAAUAGCUUGAUUAGUGGAAUAUUAAUACUGUUUAAAAGGAGAGAGGGUAAUUUAACAUCCGUGGAAUGAAAUUUUUUUAAGGAAUCAGGUAGAUUAUAAUGAGCCAUGAGGUCAAGUGUCUCCCUCGCUGUUGCCUGACUAGAAAUGCACUGACAGACAGUUUGUUUUAAACUUUGGGUAGACCAGGAAUCGAAUAGAGGUAUGACUGCAGCACUGCGCUCCCCCUGGAUCUGACCCUGACCACUUCUGGUUCUAGUUAAUGACUUAGCACGGUGCUGGGGGUGGGCUAAUAUCUACACAGCACUGCACCCGUAGAAAUUAGCCAGGCUGAGAGAGAGAGCCAAUUAGUUCAGGUAUGCAGCCUCAGAAACAUUUCUAUACCGCUUCCAGCUCAGAAGGUAGCCAGUGGCCCCUUCCUAAACCAUACACAGUAUACCUGUGCCCUCAUCCCCCUACAAAAUUAGGAACCAUCCAGGAAAAUUCAGCAUAGCUGGUUGCCUUCGUUCUGAUUAUCUUUAAAACUAACUGUGUGCUGAUUAGACUGCCGCUGUACUUACUACAGCCAGAGCUCUUUAUAUUAAUAAAGUGCUGGGGGAGGAGGAAUUAGCUCACAAAGCCAUGUGUAUAGCCAUCACUCUCAUUUCAACACAGGAAUCUGAGAUAUUGGGUUAUAUCUUCAGCGGGUGUAAAUGGGGCCACCCAUUGACUUAAACUACUAGUUCCACUUCAGCAGCCGAGGAUGUAGUCGACUGACAAAGUACAUUAAAUUGCCUUGUAACCACAAGCUAUGAUGAGAACUCAGGAAUUUGUGGCUUCCAGCUAGAUAACGGACACUCAUUUGCUGUCUAAUAGGCCAGACAAAAGCUGUGUCUCAUAACCUUUAGUGCCAAAACAGUCUCAGCAGCUAACUCAAGUACCAGUCACUCGUUUUAAACUGGUGAGUUCAGUCUAGCUGUAAUAGCAAGAAGGUCUGAAAAGGCUAAAUAAACAGAUUUGAGGGGCAGUGUGGAGUACAAGGUGUGUAUACUAGUUAUGUGGUGCUCUUGAGAGUCUUGUUGAGAAGUACACCACAGUCACCCACUCCUACCCCAUAUACACCCGACCUGGAAAUGAGGCAGUGAAACCAUCCUAAGGAAAGCCCCUCAUUGCUGCUUUUGAACUCUGUGUCUGUGACUUUCAGGAGCACUGUGGGAGCAUGUCCUUAGACUUCCAGACACGUCCUUAGGUUGUACUGAGCUCCAUGCUGCAAUAGCCAGACUGCUACUUGUUUAAAAUGAAUUUGUUUAAAACUAGCUUGGAUACCUUAAGACUGUACUGCAGCCAUUGCUAUGAUCACAGUGUAUACCUACCAAGAGAUUUGUAAACACAUUUAUUGAAGUCAGUUUAAAGUGCAGAUCCAAAAUUCAUGCCUAUACUACACCACUUUGCCUAAAAUUAUAAAGUCUGCUGUGGGAAGGAGAUGGGUUUUAAACAACUGUCUUUACAAAGCCUUCAAAUGUUGUGUUACAUGCUCAUAUAGUUUAAUGAAGUGAAAUAUGAAAAAAAAAACAUGCUAGCAUAGCUUUAUAAGGUGUUUCACUGAUACACUGGAGACAUGGAUACAAAUAUGAUGUAAGGCAUUCUGAAACUGUACAGAGAAACAAUAGCAUGUUGCUAUAUAUCUCUGGGCACAGAGUGCUUUUGAUUUUUUUUUUCAGGAACCUGAGUAACAAAUAUAAGUUUGUGGACUCCUCUUUUAAAGUGUUUAAUCACAGACCAAAACUGCAAGAUAAACAACAAGGAGUAUAGGGAUAUUGACCAGAUAUCUGCAACAAUAACUUAUCAUGUUGGAAGACUAUGAGGAUAUGUAGUUAAAAUAUAAUCAUUUAUAAAAUGUAUUUGUGUUUUAAAAAUCAUGUUUAAAACAUUUCUCUUAUUGCAUUAAGACACUCCAGAGUGUAAGUUAUGAUGUAAUAAUUCAUACCUAGUAUGUUCAGUGAUUCUUUGGCCUUUGGCCCAGUGCCUAACAAUGCAGUUGGUGGGGAAUUAUUAUAUCAUAAUUCACACCCUACCGCGUCUUAUUGCUUAAAUAACCACACCCCCAGAGGUGUCAUAAAAGUACUACUAAAGUUGAUAUUGUGGAUCAAACUGUGUUUACAGGGCUGGGAAAAUAUACUAUUAACAUUUUGAAAUGUUGAGAGGUAGUUUUAGGAGAACUGGAUAGUGCUUGUAAAUUAAUCUCCCCAGUGGAAUAUGCACCAGCCAAUUAGAAUGGUUCUUAAGUGUAUGAAGUUCUCUCUUGUAUAUUAUAAAAUAGUUUAGACAAAAGACACAUUGUGAGUUCAAAAUUUUAAUGGGAUAGAUUAUUGAACUCUAUGAACAUUCUGAGGCCCUUUGUAUCCAAUGAACAAUUUGAAAUACAUUUUAUAUUGCAAUAAAGCAAUUUCAGGAAGCUGGGGUUAUCAUCCGAUAACCACAUUUCCAUAUUGUGCCUUAUUGCUCAAAUGUUUCACUUGUGAAACAAAUACUUUGCAAAUUGAUCAUUAUUACAGUACAUAAAGCUGAGACUAACACGUUUUGCAGCUUAUGAAGUUCACAUCAUUGGUCUUAAGUCAAUGCUAAUUAAUUCCAAAAAAUAAAAUAAAACUAAUUAAAAAAAAACCUAUUGGCAUGAGAGAUUUUUAAAGCUUAUAAGCCCUGUCCUCUUUUUUUCCUGAAAUAGCAUUUAGUGUUUGUUAGUUGCCGUAGCUACAGUCCUAGUGAAGAUUAAAAGCAAUACCUUGUUUCCACUGUUUGAAAUUGGACUUAGAUGUUCAGAGACAUACAUGCACCCAUAUUUUACAAAGAAGCUAUGGAUAGGAUGAUGUGAUAAGCCUUUUAAAACUUUGUGUUGUUUACAAAAUAAUAACAUGAUUGUUGAAUAAGUGAAUUAAAUUCUCCCUUCUUUGUUAGCAAUUUUCAUUCCUUCUAAGAGGUUGACUAAGUUUAUUAUAUUGCAGGUCUUUUGUGUAUAGGAAAUAUAAUUCAAUUAACUUGCUAAAAAAGAGUACCAGAGUGUUGUGUAAUACUGAAGUGUUAGUAAUAGCCAGAUUCAUUGUAGUUUUAAUUCCACUUUAUACAGUAUGUGGUUCUCAAUAAUCAUCUUAUUCUUAUCUCCAGAAAGCUUGGUAAUAUCUGAAAUGCUCUGAGAAACCUAAAAUAAGUUUUGCCAUUUGCUUGUUAGCUCUUAAUACCCUGUAAUGACACUCUGUACCUACCCAUCAGUUUUCCAGAACAGUAUUAAAGAUUUCAUUGCUUUGUAUUAUAUAUAAUUUUUAAAGGCAAACAUCACCUGAAUUUAAAUAUUUUUCAAUAUCUGAACAAAACACAAGGAUGUUUGAAAAAAUGCUUUCCUUUCAUUUUUGCUGUUCUUCAUAUACUUAGGAGUUUGAUUUUCAGAAGAAAUAAAAAAAAUUCCUCAUGCUUGUA
Alligator mississippiensis (American alligator) is the source of this 12046-nucleotide messenger RNA. It is a transcript of the gene MYO16, whose product is annotated as myosin XVI. The record is from RefSeq and is a predicted model, not a curated record. Gene Ontology annotation, molecular function: protein phosphatase binding; actin filament binding; cytoskeletal motor activity. Gene Ontology annotation, cellular component: perinuclear region of cytoplasm; myosin complex; nucleoplasm. Lineage: Eukaryota; Metazoa; Chordata; Crocodylia; Alligatoridae. Gene Ontology annotation, biological process: phosphatidylinositol 3-kinase/protein kinase B signal transduction; negative regulation of G1/S transition of mitotic cell cycle; neuron projection morphogenesis. Bases 633 to 6341 code for a protein of 1902 amino acids. The transcript has 36 exons.